UGAGUAAGUGAAUCUCCUCGGACUUGAAACAGAACAACUACACACCCGUGUCUCUCACUCAUCAUCAUCUCCAUCAUGCCAAACUUUCCAUCAUUUCUUAUGCUUCAAAGCUUUGCCUUGGUACUUAGUAUUCCAAUCCUCGUUGAAUCACGGCCUACCAAUGAUAACACCAACCUCAACAAUAACCUUUCAUCAUCUCCCCCCUCCUCUUCGAGUCAAUCAUGGCAAGACUGGUCCAAUUCACCAUCUUCGCCCUCUUCAAACCCAUCUCCACCUUCACCCACAGCCCCCUGGCCCAUACCCAACAACUCCACCACUGGAAACACCAACUCCACGAACACCACCAACCCAAGUUACACCAACACCCCCGUGACAAUCUCAGAUCUAUUCCACAUUCCCGACCUCAGCACCUUCGACUUCAACACCACCAGUCCCGAACCCUAUAACCCCAACGAACCAGAUCCACAAGGCAAAUUUACGAGUCGAAUCGACCUGGACGAGAGCGAUAUUCCCGCCUUCAUCACAUUAAUAACAACAAACACGACACAGCAGCAAUCUACCGCCGCUCUAGUCGAAAACAUCAAUGAAGUCCUCACGAAUGUUGACCUCGAUCCAUCAAAUAGCGUGCUUGCGGAUAUGCUAUUACAUGCUAUCAAUCUCACGAACGGACAAGGACAAGGACAAAAGCGGGAUAUUGAUAAUGCCACCAUCACAUUACGCGAAUUAAGUCUCUUUCUCGAAUCUUGUUUCCUUGACUUCGACUCCUGUCUAUUCUGGGACGAUCAAACCAAGGAAAUCGUGGACGCCACGUUCGCCAUGGCGGAGACUGGCCUGUGGAGUCUUAAAAGUGAUAACCAGAGUGUUUGGCCUUCUAUUGCACAGUGGGUUAUUGAUUCAGGAGUUGAUCUUCUCGUUGGGGAUCGUCGACUGACGAAUGACAUGGUUGUUCCGGUGAGUCUAGUUCCGGGAGGAGGUGUUUCGGCGGCGUGGCCGGCGGAGGUGCCGGGGGUGAGGAGUAAGUACCUAAGGUAGGUUGGUCUUUCUCUUUGAAAGAGCUUUCGAUGGAAGGGGGUUUGAAGUGGG
Messenger RNA from Exophiala mesophila, 1083 nucleotides. RefSeq lists its product as hypothetical. The record is from RefSeq and is a predicted model, not a curated record. The transcript has a single exon. The coding region runs from base 76 to 1032 and encodes 318 amino acids. Lineage: Eukaryota; Fungi; Ascomycota; Eurotiomycetes; Chaetothyriales; Herpotrichiellaceae.